UCAACACAACAACAGCAGUUGAGCACGCUCGGAAAUAAUGGCUGCGUUUUUAGAGGCGGCCUGGAAAUUGUUGACGGCAUUUAAACAGUAUAUUUACGCUGCAACUGCACAAGUCAUUCAAACUUUUCACACACUUUUCAACUGACUUUUAAACAAAUAGUUUGCUUAUCAACGGAAAAUGGCUAAAUUCAACAUUUGUCGACGACUCUUCAUCGUCCAGUUAAUUUGCAUGACAAUUUUUCUUGUAGAAGUCAAAGGAUUUAAUUUAAAAGGCAUGUAUAAAAAGUGCCUUACAGUCAGCAGAAGCAUAGCCAGGAUACCAUCGAAGCUGGCAGAUGGCGGACAGUACGCAACGCAUAAACUGGCCGGUUCAGUGGGAAAUGUCGUCAAGCCAAUACGGCCAUUGAAGCAUAUCGUGGACGCGACCGGCGGAGCUAUGUCAAAUGUGAUGGGAUCCACCAGCCGACUGCUGGGCAAGUCAAUGGAUACACCGCACGAUGUAAUCUUCCUGUACAGCCGACCACUCGAGCAUCUGGGCACAUCAAGGACGUACCAGGAAGCAGUUCGAGCAGUCAUCGCAUACGCACUGACCAAUGUAAUGUUAUACAAUGAAGAAAUGAAUGAAGCGGCCGAAACGCCAGUAGACCUAAACACCAUGCCCGUACUUAAGACUGUGGUAAACAAACUCGAGAAAGCCGGCGCGACCGAGGAUGAUAUCGCAGACAUCGUCAGUGUGUUGGGACGAAACGGUAAACAGGACAUUCCCAUCGAGAUUCAACCACAGGUUCUUGGCAUUCUAAAAGAUCGAAAGGGGAAUUUUAAAAAUGAUGGGCCCAUGACGGAAUUACGUUGGAUUGCAGAGCACCCCAAUGGAUUCUAUAAGAUGGAUGACAAAGAAAGGACUGAUUACAAGUUAAAGACGGAAAAAAAGUAUACGAAGUGUACAGUUUUACACCCAUCACUUUCAAAUACAAUAAAUAAAUAAUUUAACGCGUUCUCUCAGACUUUCUAAUCCUAAUCGAUGGAAAUUAAAUUAAUAAAUUAUUUAUUCAUGAAAUAAAUCUAGAUUUUGGUGAGUUUUA
This is a messenger RNA of Melanaphis sacchari, 1082 nucleotides long. RefSeq lists its product as uncharacterized. Lineage: Eukaryota; Metazoa; Arthropoda; Insecta; Hemiptera; Aphididae. The coding region runs from base 179 to 985 and encodes 268 amino acids. The transcript has 4 exons. The record is from RefSeq and is a predicted model, not a curated record.